This is a messenger RNA of Alosa alosa (allis shad), 3026 nucleotides long. RefSeq names its product ecto-NOX disulfide-thiol exchanger 1 (gene enox1). NCBI's taxonomy places the organism in Eukaryota, Metazoa, Chordata, Actinopteri, Clupeiformes, Clupeidae. The transcript has 16 exons. Bases 506 to 2356 code for a protein of 616 amino acids. Gene Ontology annotation, cellular component: external side of plasma membrane; plasma membrane. Gene Ontology annotation, biological process: ultradian rhythm. Gene Ontology annotation, molecular function: RNA binding; protein-disulfide reductase activity. The record is from RefSeq and is a predicted model, not a curated record.
UCGCGCGCCUGAGUCUUGUCACACCGACUGUAUGCAAGAGGAAAUAGAAUCGACUGUGCAUGGAAAAUAGGCAGCAUCAUUGCACGGUUGUGUGUCGCUAGAUAAGGAAUUACGGUCACGAAUCGUUUGUUCGAUGUGCGUAACUUCUUUCGUCAUAACGGCUGAGGCAUGCCAAGCAUACUGAUGACACAGAGUGAGGAGCAAAUGCAAUGGAGGGAGGUUUAAUGAUUGCAUUGCAUUAGGAGGACGUGCUGUUUACAACAGGAGGUGCCAGAUGGACUUCUCAGACCUGUAUGUCCCUGAGGGUCUAGAGCAAUCUUAAUUCACUGGUCACCGAACAAGGCCAAUGCCAUCUUGACACUCCAUUCUAUUUCACUGCUGGCAGGGUCCAUAUGUCACAGGGCUGAGGAGAGUGGUGAUGUUUGCCUGCCCCUAGAAGUCACCGGGGAGCCUGAGAUCUGAUUACAGCAGUGGGACACAGACAGAGAGCUACAGCAGACCUGCCAUGACCAGCACUGCAGAUGGGGUUGGAAAUGUAGGGGCAGAGCAGAGGCACCUCAGUGUGGCUGUUGCAGACCCAGGAGCCUGGGCCACUGCCAUGAGCAACCUGGGCAUUGUACCCAUGAGCUUAACUGGACAGCAACUAGUAUCAGACUCUAUCUGUAUCCAGGGUUUCGAUCCCAACAUCGGCAUCAUCACCCCUUUAAACCCUAUGAUGGCAGGGAUAAGCCUGGUUCCUCCUCCACCUGCCCCACUCGAACUUCCAGUCAUCAAAGAGAUCAUUCACUGCAAGAGCUGUACUCUCUUCCCACAGAACCCCAAUUUGCCUCCACCAUCCACACGAGAAAGACCUCCUGGCUGUAAAACUGUGUUUGUCGGUGGGCUACCAGAGAAUGCCAGUGAAGAAGUCAUUCGGGAGGUUUUUGACCAGUGUGGGGAAAUUGUGGCUAUCCGAAAGAGCAAAAAAAACUUCUGUCACAUCCGCUUCAGUGAGGAGUUCAUGGUGGACAAAGCAAUUUAUCUGUCUGGAUAUAGAAUACGUAUUGGUUCAAGCACAGACAAGAAGGACUCUGGCCGCAUACAUGUCGACUUUGCCCAAGCACGUGAUGACCUAUAUGAGUGGGAAUGUAAGCAGAGGUUGCUUGCACGUGAAGAGAGACAUCGGCGCAAAAUCCAGGAGGAUCGCCUGAGACCUCCCUCUCCCCCUCCCAUCAUGCACUAUUCCGAGCAUGAGGCAACCAUAUUGUCAGAAGGAUUAAAAGAUGACAACAAGUUCAGUGAUGCUACAGCUGUGCUUUUUACAUGGAUUGACCGGGGUGAGGUGAACCGCCGUACUGCCAACCAAUUUUACUCAAUGAUCCAGUCUGCUAACAGCCAUGUGCGGCGCCUAAUGAAUGAAAAGGCCCAACAUGAGGAAGAACUGGAACAGGCCAAGGAGCUUUUCAAGAACGCCCUGCUGGCCAUCCUCACACAAUUUGAGCAGAUUGCGGCUGUGUUCACGGCUGCCUCGCGGCAAAAGGCAUGGGACCAUUUCUCAAAAGCACAGCGCAAGAACAUAGACAUUUGGCGAAAGCAAUGUGAGGAGUUGAGGAAUGCUCACAGUGAAGAAAUUAUGGGAAUACGCAGAGAGGAAGAGAUGGACAUGUCUGAUGAUGACUCUGAAGAAAACCCCUCCAAGAGAUUUCGCACUGAUGACUUGGCUGUAGCUGCUUUAAAGGAGGAGAAUGACAGCCUACGAUGGCAGCUGGAUGCUUAUCGAAAUGAGGUGGAACUGCUCAAGAAGGAACACGGCAAAUCCUACCGCAAUGAGGAGGAUCACACCCAAGAACAGCAGCUAAACUUCCUUCAACAGACCAUGCAGAGCAUGCAACAGCAACUGCUCAGUCUGCAAGAGGAGCUAAAGAGUAAGGAGCUGGAGCUUGAGCAGGCCCAGGAUGAACAUCGAUGCCUGGAAGCAGAAGUCCUCACGCUCAGGGAGAAACUCCUCAACAACAUGGACUGUCUAGAGGGGGCCGACACAGAGCGAUCUGAUAAGGCAGUAAACGGAUGUGCAGACAUCCUCUACCACCAGCACGACAAGAACCAUGAACUGUUCAUCCGAGGCCCUUUGAGAUCUGAAAAGGAGGCUCUGUUGCUAGGAAUUAUAUCAACUUUCCUCCACGUUCACCCAUUUGGAGCCAAUAUUGAGUAUCUGUGGUCAUAUAUCCAGAGGUUGGACACAAAGAUCUCCGCACGGGAACUUGAGCGCCUAAUGUUGCGACUACCAAAUAUGUUCAAACAGGAGUUCAGCGGUGUGGGUGCAACAUUGGAGAAACGCUGGAAGUUCUGUGGGUUUGAGUACCUGAACUCGGCAUAGCACCCCCACCCCCCACCCCCCCCCAUACCACUCACAACAAAGGACUGAGAGAAUCAGUGGUGAAAAAGUAUAAGAAUCCACGGAAAAUAAAAGAUGUAGAGGUGAUCAUCAGAUCAUCAUGGCAACACCUUAUGCCAGAGUAGCCACACCCAAAGGCUAGCUAGUUGGCUUUUUGGAGACACGAAACAAAUAUGAGGUGUAAGGAGAAUUAUUUGCAAGAAAUCAGGACAGAUUUAUUUGACUGCAUUUUUUUCUGCAGACUUCUAGGCCAGUUAUGUAUCUCCACUGUUAACAGUCUCCUACAGCCAGAGGAAGGUAUCAAUGAAUAAGGUAGAAUUUCAUUAUAAAUACACCAUCUGCAAGCUUGGAACACUUGGUACACAGAUGAUGAACAAUAACCCUUAAGAUGUGCUAUUCAAAUUUUUACAUUAUGCAGCAUAGCAGCAUAUUGUGAAAGGUGCCCCUAAUAUCGUCUCGGUAGGUGGACAAUUUCCUUGCCUGAAUAUUUCAGAACUCACCAUGCCUUGGUCUUACAUGUUGUGUUGUAUGUACUCAUUCUAAUGUGUAUUCUAAUGUGUUCUAAUAGGUUGUUGACAAUCUGUAAAUAAAAACAUUGUUUUUUAUCCAAGAACACAAUAAAGUGUUUUUAAUCUGAGACAUUUCCAUUUCA